CCGCCGCCUCCUCCGCGCGGGCCCGCCCGCCGCCCCAGCACCACCCCCGCCAGGGCGGGCCGUCGGAGAUGGCCGCUAACCCGGAUGCAGCUACUCGGCAAGAUGGCGGCGGGGCGGGCGGGCGGCGCGUUGUGAUGCCCGUUGAGCGCUCCCCGGCCUCGCCAUGGCGGACCUGGGCCGGCAGUUGCAGGAGUACCUCGCUCAGUCGAAGGUCGCCGCCGCCGGCGGCUCCAGCGCGGCCCCCGCGCCGCCGCCGCCCGCCCGCUGCUCGCAGGAGGAGACGGGGAGCGGCGGCGGCGGCCUGGGGGCCUGGCUGGGCCCGCUGAGCCCCUUCCCGCCGGGCCGCGGCGCCCCCCCCGCAGAGGCGGCGGCGGGCUCGGGCUGGCCGUGGGCGGCCGAGGCGGACCCCUGCCUGCCGGGUCUGUCGCGCUGGCAGCGGCUGGCGGGGAGCGGGCUGUGCCUGCUGCUGGCCGCCCUCUGCUUCGGGCUGGCCGCGCUGUACGCGCCGCUGCUGCUGCUCCGCGCCCGCAAGUUCGCGCUGCUCUGGUCCCUCGGCUCGCUCUGCGCCCUGGGCGCCGCCGCCCUGCUGCGCGGGCCCGCCCGCCUGCUGCGGGAGCCCGGCCGCGGCUCCCUGCUCUACCUCGGCGCCCUGGGCGGCACCCUGUACGCGGCGCUGGGGCUGCGCAGCACCCUCCUGACGGCGCUGGGCGCCGCCGUGCAGCUGGGCGCCGCCGCCGCCGCGCUGCUGGCCGUGCUGCCCGGGGGCGCCGCCGGCCUGCGCCGCCUGGCCGGGCUGCUGGGCGCCGCGCUGCGCCGCCGCGGCAAGGCGCUGCCGGUGUGAGCCGAGGGGCGGCGGGGCUCCCGCCGGCCGCCGCGGGGAUGAGGAUCCGCACGCCGCAUCUCUUCGCCUCCUCCGCGCUCCUGCUGGGUCUCCCUCGCCGAUUACUCGAGGAAGAUGCGCGGCGGCGGGCGCCCGGGAGCGGCGCCGGUGACUCUGAACUCGUUCCGCCGCCUUCGGGGCGGCCGGUGGGGGUGCGGGCCCGCCGGGCCGCCCUCGGCUCGGGACAGCGCCCUGCCGCAGCCGUGCGGUGCGGGCGGAGCUGGCGCCCCAACCCCCCCCUCCCAUUCCCCGUCUCCCGCUGCCGCAGCCGCCGCCGAAGCGUGAGGGAGAUGCCGGAGCCGACGAGGUGUCCCCGCGGAGCCGCCCGCUGCCCGAAACGCGAGUCUGACGGCUGAGGAUGGUACACUAGCAAGCAGCGGUGAUUUCCCAUGGUUUGGAAUUUUAACAUCAGCACCACUUGUAACCUGUGGACAGAUGUGGCUGAAGUCCAGAAGAAGGACAGCAAUCAAGCAGUUCCUCAGGAAUUAAAGGAGACUAUAUCUGAUACAGUCAGCAAUCACUUAAACGAAGUUUAGAAAGCAUUUCGGGGACCUAUCGCUACAGACCUACAGUGUUCUUAACACUCAUCCCUCAGUACAUGCUACUGCCUGUUGUUGAAGACAAGCUACUGAGCGUUACGGACAUCUGGGCUGAUCAUGGAUGGCCACACUUCCACUCUUACAAGCACAGAACUCAUAAGAAACUACUUAAAAAAAGUCAGCUUUCUAAAGGACAACAGAAUGAAGGCCGAGACACAAAAGAUAUUUCAGUUGAAGGACACUAGCACAAGCAUGAAUAUUAACAAAUAAUCUAUUCUGAAAAUUAAGAGGGGGGGGGAAAAAAGCUCUUAACAAGAGUUUUCCACUUGGAGUAACAGGGAGCCAAAAACUGCUUUUGAACAGGACAAUAAAGAAGAGAUACGAUGGUGGAGAGCUGAUUUGGAUCUGAUGUCCCAGAAAAUCCCUCUGCUCAUAUGCUCCCUGUAAGACUGGUCUUCAGCUUCACAGCUGGUAAGAUCAAAUAUUUACCAGUUCAGCGUUAUCCCCUCUGAACAGAUAAGGAAUUCUGGAUAAGCCUACUGUUGGGAAAUGUGCCGGCGUUACAUAAAGUUUUCAAUACAAGGGGCUUUUUACCUUUGC
Falco peregrinus (peregrine falcon) is the source of this 2019-nucleotide messenger RNA. RefSeq names its product SFT2 domain containing 3 (gene SFT2D3). The record is from RefSeq and is a predicted model, not a curated record. Gene Ontology annotation, cellular component: membrane. Bases 164 to 841 code for a protein of 225 amino acids. The transcript is spliced from 4 exons. Lineage: Eukaryota; Metazoa; Chordata; Aves; Falconiformes; Falconidae. Gene Ontology annotation, biological process: vesicle-mediated transport.